This is a messenger RNA of Andrographis paniculata, 3928 nucleotides long. RefSeq names its product E3 ubiquitin-protein ligase UPL7. The transcript is spliced from 15 exons. Gene Ontology annotation, biological process: protein polyubiquitination; ubiquitin-dependent protein catabolic process. Bases 154 to 3603 code for a protein of 1149 amino acids. Gene Ontology annotation, molecular function: ubiquitin protein ligase activity. Lineage: Eukaryota; Viridiplantae; Streptophyta; Magnoliopsida; Lamiales; Acanthaceae. The record is from RefSeq and is a predicted model, not a curated record.
AACUUCAAUUGAAACUCAAAAUUAAUUUCUCCAAACCUAUCCUAAAAGGAACAUACCCUAAAAUACUUGUUAUUCGACACUAAAGAUAAAUAUUGACGAGGAGGUUGUCGUGAAUUCCUUGUACGGAUCGAUCGUCUCCGAUCGCGGAGAACCAUGAACGAAUCUCGGCGGCACCAGGUGUCGCUGCGAGGAGCUAGUGCCAAGGAAAUCACGAGAGACGCCCUUCUAGAGAGGGUUAAUCAGGAGAGGGAGCUACGGAUUUAUACCAGGCGGGCUAACGCUGCCGGAUUGUUCAUCCAGAGGGUAUGGAGGCGGCAUCACGUGACGAAGGCGGUGGCGCUUCAGAUGCGGGAGGUGUGGGAAGUAAUGAUGAACAAUCGUCCCAGCGGUCUAACGGGAAUGGAGAUAUCUGGCAAUGUUUUGCGUCCAUUUCUCUUCUUUAUCGGGUGCUUGCCGGUUCGUUGUGGGAAAAUUAGGGCCAGGGACAAGGAGUGUAUGAUAAGUUGCUUCAGAAUUGUUCUGGAGGACAUGACUUCAAAGGACGCACAUCAAAAUUUUUGCUUGAUGGCGAUUGGUAGUAUUGCAGAGAAGGAAAUAUGGCUUCAACAAUCAAAGAAACUCCUUUCCAUAUGCUUGUUUGUUUUAUCUGUGUUUGACUAUUCUAAUCAAAAUGUUGAAGAUGUUGUGCUCACAUCCACAGCAAUGCGAUUGUCAGUUCUCCUAACUGAUCCAAAUGGUUGGAAUUGCAUUAGUGAUAAUGACCGGAAGGAUGCAAAUACUACUGUGAAAACUCUAGUGCACUUUAUUGGGAGGGAAAAAUGGGGAUUAUAUGAUGGCAUCAGGAAAUUUAUGUUGAAACUAGAAGCUCCUUUUUCUUCUCAAGGGGUUUUAUCUUGUCAGACAGAUGAUAGAUUCUUGAUAAUUGCUAGUGCUGUAACUUUAUCUCUGCGACCAUUCCACCUAUCAAUGAUGGACGCAAAUGAUGAAUGGAUGAUGGAGCGCGCUGUUGAGCUUUUUUGUAUCUUUCUACUCACAAUACCGUGGUUUCCUCAACGUUUGCCUGCAAUACUUGUGCCUGCUUUGAGACACAAGUCAGUUUUAUCACUGUGCCUCAGGAUGUUACUGGUCUUAAGAGAGAAGAUUUUGGAGGAAAUGUCUGAGAUGGAUCAGUUGGAGGUAACCUCCCGAAAGAUGCCACAGGUGGGUUGGGCUCUAGCUAACAUUGUGUACCUUGCAUCACUCGAUUCAGGAAAAUUCAGUGAGGGUUUAGACUUUGCAUCUUAUCUCCAAGUAGUUAUUUUACUUACAGAAAAACUAUUGACUUCACUUGGUGGCUUGCAACAAAUAAGAAGGAAAGAUGAAGACAUUCAAGGUGGUAAUGAUUCUUCUUCUGAAUCUGGUUUGGUUUUUGAUGAUACAAGUGUCUUCCCAAAGUUGACUUAUAUGGACAUGUUAAAGCCUGCUUAUCAACAGUGGCAUUUAAAGAAACUCCUAGCCUUUGCAAAAGAUGCUUCUGUAUGCGUAGCUGGGGAUUUUCCUUCAGGUUGUCUAAAGCCUCAAGGGAAGUAUGGGCUGCUUGACAUUGCUCAUUAUUAUUCGUGCAUGCUUCGACUAUUUUCAACUUUGAAUCCUGUGAUAAAAUCUUUGCCAGUCCUCAACAUGCUGUCUUUCACCCCUGGGUUUCUCUUUAGUUUGUGGGAAGAACUAGAAAAUUAUCUCUUUCAAGGCAAAAAUCGAAGUAUGGAAUCAAAUUCACUGUACUCAAUCACUACAUCUCAAGGUAGAAGCAGUGGAGAUUAUGAUAGGAGGCAGAAGAGGGUCAACAAAGACACUGGUAAUAAAUGGACCAAUGUACUGCAGAAAAUUACUGGAAAAUCUCAAACAGAGAAUGAUUAUGCGUAUUCAGGAAAUGGGCAGUCUAGCUUUAGCCAAAUGGAGGAACUUCAUUCUGAUUGGUGGGACAUUGUAUCCUUAAGGCAGGGUCCUGAAGCCAUACCCGAAGAUAUAUCUUGUCUGCUUCUACUCUUCUGUUCAAGCUAUUCUCAUCUGUUGUUGGUUCUUGAUGACAUGGAGUUCUAUGAUAAGCAGGUUCCAUUCACAUUGGAGCAGCAACAAAAAAUUGCAUCAAUGAUCAACAACCUUGUGUAUAAUUCUUUAUCCCGUGGUAUCACUUCUCCAAAUAGAGUACUUGUGGAUUCUGCGAUUCGGUGCAUGCAUCUUUUAUACGAAAGGGAUUGUAGGCGCCCAUUCUGCAAUCCAUCUUUGUGGCUUGCCCCUGGGAGAAGUAACAGAAUGCCAAUUGCUGUUGCUGCCAGGACUCAUGAAGUUUUUUCAGCUGCUGAUGGAGCACUCUCCUCAAGCAUGGGUUCUGUAAUCACUACCAUGCCACAUGUAUUCCCCUUUGACGAGAGAGUAAUGAUGUUCAGAGAAUUUAUCAGCAUGGACAAGGUAUCGAGAAGAUUAGCUGGUGAAGGUGCUGGACCUGGACGGGCACUUGAGGUUGUUAUCCGCCGGGGUCAUAUUUUUGAAGAUGGAUUACAACAACUAAAUUCCCUUGGUUCAAAGCUGAAAUCUGCCAUACAUGUUUCAUUUGUUAGUGAAUCUGGUCUUCCCGAGGCUGGACUUGACUAUGGUGGAUUGUCAAAGGAGUUCCUGACUGAUAUUGCAAAAAUAGCAUUCUCACCAGAGUAUGGCCUAUUCUCCCAGACGACAACUUCUGAUAGGUGUCUGGUACCCAAUACGACUGCAAGAUCUUUGGAUAAUGGGAUACAAAUGAUUGAGUUUCUAGGAAGAAUUGUCGGUAAAGCUCUCUAUGAAGGAAUACUACUUGACUUCCAUUUUUCACAUGUUUUUGUGCAAAAAUUGUUGGGGCGCUAUAGCUUUUUGGAUGAACUCUCCACUCUGGAUCCUGAAUUUUACAGGAACCUCAUGUAUGUUAAGCAUUAUGAUGGUGAUGCUAGUGAUCUUUGUUUGGAUUUCACUAUUACUGAAGAGUCCCUUGGAAAACGACUUGUCAUUGAACUUAAACCAGGUGGCAGGAAUAUUCCUGUGACAAAUGAAAACAAACUGCAAUAUGUUCAUGCCAUGGCUGAUUACAAACUUAACCGACAGAUACUUGCUUUCUCCAAUGCAUUUUACCGAGGUCUGACAGAUUUAAUAUCCCCUUCUUGGAUAAAGUUGUUUAAUGCAAGUGAAUUCAAUCAGCUGCUUUCGGGUGGAGAUUAUGACAUUGAUGUUGAUGAUUUGAGGAAAAACACACAUUAUACUGGGGGCUACAGUGAAGGGAGUCGAACUGUUAAGCUAUUCUGGGAGGUUUUUUUGGGGUUUCGGCCAAAAGAGCGAUGCAUGCUUAUUAAGUUUGUAACCAGUUGCUCUCGAGCACCUUUGCUUGGAUUCAAGCAUCUUCACCCACCUUUUACCAUCCAUAAGGUGGUCUGUGAUGUUCCUCUUUGGGCUUCAUUUGGCGGACAAGAUGUAGACCGGCUUCCAUCAGCUUCGACAUGCUACAAUACUUUGAAGCUUCCAACAUAUAAACGUGUGAGCACGCUGAGAGAGAAACUCCUCUAUGCAAUCAAUUCAAAUGCUGGAUUUGAGCUCUCCUGAUGCUAAUGAUGAUAAGAAGCUCUAGCCAUGGCAUUGUAGAUGUUGUGUAGCUCAUGACUGGGUAAGCUUUCUCUCUGAAUUCAGUAGAUAUCGGCGAACUCCGGCUAAGCCCUGUUAAGAUGUAUGGCUAAUUAUUGUGCCUAUGCACUUCCUCAUCUCGGCUCCCAUAUAAAUACUAUAGGAUUGCUUGCUAAGUUUGGAGGUAUGGCUAUAUUUUGAUUUGAUGAUAAUUAAUACACACUGCAUUGCUGAAAGGUUUAGUGUGGUGUGCUAUAUUUACCAUCUUUAUAAGGGGCAUUUAUGUGAUUUUGAUAAUGUUUUUUAA